Messenger RNA from Pocillopora damicornis (cauliflower coral), 2212 nucleotides. Its product is annotated as guanine nucleotide-exchange factor SEC12. Gene Ontology annotation, biological process: endoplasmic reticulum to Golgi vesicle-mediated transport. Gene Ontology annotation, cellular component: endoplasmic reticulum membrane. The record is from RefSeq and is a predicted model, not a curated record. Lineage: Eukaryota; Metazoa; Cnidaria; Anthozoa; Scleractinia; Pocilloporidae. Gene Ontology annotation, molecular function: protein binding; guanyl-nucleotide exchange factor activity.
GCCACGUCGAAUACUUUGACUAAAUGAAGACCUUUGCGACAGAAUCUUUUAACUUUUGACUUGUAGAAUAAUCAGCGUUAGUAAAUUCUUAGGAAGAUGUCUUUCACAACUUUAGAGACAACGAAUUUUCCUCUGUAUGCCGUGAACGUCCUAGAUAAGGAUCAUUUUUUGAUCGCCGGUGGUGGAGGGGCGGCGAAGACCGGGGUCCCAAAUGCUUUGAAUAUUUACAAGCUUGGCCGAAACAGUAAAGAACUCAAAGCAACACUAGUCCAUAACUUUGAAGCUGGGAGGAGGCCAAUUAUGAAUUGUGCGAUUCAUCCAACAUCAAAUGUCAUUGCUGUUGGAAUGGACAAUAAAUGUCAGUUACUUGAGAUUGAUAUGAAGGAGGAAGUAAAGAACACUGAAAAAGUGAAAGGAAAAAAAAAAGUUAUUGUCAAAGAAAAGACACAAGAAUUUAUUGUCAAAGAAUUAGAAUCUAAAGUGACAGUUUCAGCAGAGGACAAUGAUUCAAAAGAUGAUGAUGAUGUAGGUUUUCAGAAAGUUGUGCGAUUCACAGCAGAUGGACAGCACAUUAUUACUGGAGGAUCUGAUGGGCAUGUUAGGGUUCUGAAGUAUCCCUCCUUGGAAAGUAUCCAUGAUAUAAAAGCUCACACAACAGAUGUUGAUGAUUUAGAUGUACAUCCUAAUUCACGUCAGUUUGUAACAUGCUCAAGAGACACAACAGCUUAUGUGUGGAGGCUGGAAGAAGGCAAAAAACAAUUCCAGUUGUAUUUUUCUGUUAACAAUGAAGAUAACUUCUUUAGAAUCAGGGCAUGCAGGUUUUCUAGCAAUGAAAGAAAGGAAUGGAGUCUGUUUACAAUAAAUGUGCCAUCCAAGUUCAAUAGAAAGGCUCCAACACCUUCAUACUUAGUCAAGUGGGACUGCACAAAAUGGCUGCCACAACUGAGUCAGGCUGCUGGUAUUGAACCUCUCACACAAAUGGCUAUCAGUGGAAAUGGGAUAUUUGUUGGAGUUGGAACAGCAGAAGGUGAUAUCUCAGUUUACAUUGCAUGGAAUCUGGCUCCCUUGACUACUCUUAAGGGUGUUCACAACAUCUUCGUCACAGGACUAACAUUCCUUCCCAGUUCUCCACUCAUCAAUGAUCACCUGCGCAAUGAGUUUGCAUUGCUUAGUAUAUCUGCUGACAAUGCUUGUAAAGUUACUACCCUUAAAAGAAGAGGCGAAUAUAGUUACUGGUGGAUUCUUGUAGGAUUUUUAGUUUUACUUUACCUAACCCUUGUGGUUCUAGCUUAUGCAGGCAUUGAUUUAUAGUGAAUUGUUUUUGUAAUUUAACGAAUAUAAUAGAAUGUUACUGAAAUAUUAUUAUCUGAUGUAUUCUAUGGAAGGAAUAUGAUUUUUGAAUUUAUGACAAGUAGAUACUUUAGCUUUGAAUUCCACAAUGAGUUGUAAAUAUUUCUUAUGAUAAUAAUUUCAAUUGCUAUUGUUUUUGCCAGUUUUUUCUUGCAUUCAGGGUGCCUCUUCAUGAGGCCUUAAAUGCAUGCAGUGAUCCUCUGCAUCUGUUGAGAGGCAUUCUACAUGUAUCCCUACAAUUUAAAGUGCAUGCAUACAUGCAGAAAUCUUUGGACCUGAUUUAUGCAUGCUACAUGCACAUGUACAUGUACACUGCAUGCAAGCAUAAUUUGGUCAUAGUCUACAGAACAAAAACACCAGUUUUUUUUAAGAAUGCCAUGUUAACAAGCUGCACUCAGGUGUUAAUUUUCUUCCUUAUGAUUGCAAAUCCAGUGCAACAGGGGAUUGGCUGUUGUCAAGUUGUUGCCUGACAGUUUUGCUAGGGACCAUCAAUAAAAAAAAAUCAGAGUUACCAAAGUUGACCUUUAGUUAAGCUUCCAUUAACUAAACCAACAUGAUUUAACAAACCCAACUAAAAACCUGGUAUCUUGCUGUUUCUAUACAGAAAGGCUUCAACAUGGCUUGGAGUAUUUCAGUGCAUGUGUUUUAAAGUAUGAUCUUCCUCCAGUGAGUUGAGUCUGUGAAAGAAAAGUUGGUUUUGGAGAAGAUGUACUUUAGUUGGAAGAACUUAGGUUGGAGUUUGAUUACAUGCAUGAAGAUUAAACACUAAGAGUACCCACUUAAAUUAUUAUUUAAUUAGUAAACUGUCAAUCAACCAAUUUUAAUUUGUGCAGUGAAUAUGAAAUGGAAGUAUUUUAAAGGU